This is a messenger RNA of Nematolebias whitei (Rio pearlfish), 1596 nucleotides long. RefSeq names its product arrestin domain-containing protein 3. Gene Ontology annotation, cellular component: cytoplasm; plasma membrane. The coding region runs from base 130 to 1527 and encodes 465 amino acids. The record is from RefSeq and is a predicted model, not a curated record. Gene Ontology annotation, biological process: protein transport. NCBI's taxonomy places the organism in Eukaryota, Metazoa, Chordata, Actinopteri, Cyprinodontiformes, Rivulidae. The transcript is spliced from 6 exons.
GUCUUCUUCAUGGGCGUGUCCACUUUUGUUGUUAGCCACUUUUAAACAAAACACUUUAAAACGACCCAGAGUGACCCAAUCCCUUUCUGUUUACAUCUUUUUCGUCCAGACUGUCCGUCCCCUGCAACGAUGCCUGCAGUCAGUAACUUCACCGUCUCUUAUAACGCGCUGAACGAGGCGGGGACGUUUUCCGAGGGAGACGUUAUAACGGGAACUGUUAACCUGCAGCUGUCGAAGGAGACCAAAGUUCAGAAGCUGUUCGUCAAAGCCAAAGGAGACGCCAACACUCACUGGACGAAGAAAAGGGGCGACCGCACACACACAUAUUCUGCACACACAAGGUACUUCAAGCUGAAGCAGUUUUUAACCCCCGAGGGGUCUGAAGAAAAUGUUUUGCCUGCAGGGAUCCACGUCUACAAGUUCAGCUUUACAAUACCGACAGAAAGCAUGCCGUCAUCUUUCAAAGGAGCUCAUGGAAAGAUUGUUUAUAAGCUGGAGGCCAAGCUGUCCAGAAGCUGGAGGAUGAAUUCCAACGCAGAAGUGGAGAUCAAUUUCGUCUCAAAAUCUUUUCCAAAUAUUUACUCCCUCAUGUCACCCCAAGUUGAUUCAACAGAUAAAGAGAUGGGGCUCUUCUCCAAAGGACAAGUGCACAUGGAUGUGACUGUGAACAGGGGAGUUUUUGCCUCAGGUGAAACGGUUGAGAUUGUUGCCAACAUCAACAAUUCUUCGUCCCGUGACAUGACUCCCAAGUUUAGUUUAAUACAGUUUGUUGAGUUUCGCGCACAAGGAGAUACCAGACAUCAGAGCUUCGAUGUCGAAAAAGUGGUUGGCCACCCAAUUAAACCCCAAACGCAGCAGGAAGUAAAAUGUGCAAUAAAGAUCCCCAGUGAUCAAAUGUCAUCCAUCCCAAAUUGUGCAAUCAUCACGGUGGAAUAUAAGUUAAAGGUGUAUCUGGACAUCAGCUUUGCCUUUGAUCCAGAGGUCCUCUUACCAGUGCUCAUAGUUCCUCCUAAAUGUGUUCCUGGUUCUCAGGGUAAUCUUGUAGGUCCUCAUCCUGUUGGGGCUUUUGGGGGCCAGUGCAACAGUGACUUCCCUCCCCCUGCAGUACCUGGAGGUCCUUAUCCUGCAUAUCAGCCGCCAGGCAGUUAUGGGUAUCCAGGGGUCCAAAGUCCUUCUGCACAACCAGUGAACCCACAGAUGCUGGCUGGUUCACCAGGUGUUUACCCCCCUCAGCCACCACUCAUGUAUGGGGGCUAUAGUAACCCAAUGCCACAUGUGCCCUCUCCGUUCGGAUCACCCUCUUAUGUGCCUUACCCUCCACCACCGCCCUCGGCGUUUAACCUACCUCCAUCAGCACCACAGAGCCAGCCAUCUACUUCCUCCCUGUCUCCAUCAGCUCCAGCUAGUAACCUCAUGCCUUCUGCCCCAGUGAUGAAUUCAGAUUUCCUGUCUCAGCCAAAUGAUGCUCCUCCAUCACAUUCUUUGGAUUUCCUAUCUUCUAAACCAGAACAAUCUGAUGCUAAAUAACCCCAUAACACCAUGAUUGUCAUGUAAAAGCAUUGAAUGCAAAAUGCGUGUACACAACUAUAACCUAAA